Molecule: messenger RNA, 1098 nt
Organism: Camellia sinensis
Lineage: Eukaryota; Viridiplantae; Streptophyta; Magnoliopsida; Ericales; Theaceae
Source: RefSeq, a predicted model, not a curated record
AUGGCUGCAACACGGUCGUCCCCUCGCACCCUGUCUAAGAAUAAAGGGGUUGGCUCAUCAGGUACCGAAGGCAUUGUUGAUGGCUUAGAUCAUGCACAUAAGGCGAACUGGGAGAAUGCAGCGACAAAAAUCUUUUUACAGUGUAUUAGGGACGCAAUAUUAGCGGGCCGUCGGGAAGGUACAACCAUAACCAAAACAGGGUUCAAUGAAAUUGCACUCAAAUUUGCUAAGUGCACGGGUAGACGUCAUGACAUUACACAGCUUAAGAACAAGUAUAGUAGUUUGAAAAAGGAAUGGCAGACUUGGAACAAGUUGAUGGAUAGCAGUAAGGGUGUGACUAGCAUUGGGUUUGACAGGGAAACCGGGUUGUUCACAGCGUUGGAAGAGUGGUGGGAGAAUCUUAAAUCGACAAAUAAGAUCGCUUACAAAUUCAAGACGAAACCAUUGGACCAUGAAGAUUUGAUGCGUGAAGUAUUCACCGGUGCAACGGCGACUAGCAAACACCAUUGGACACUGGGGGAGAAGGCUGUGGAUGUUGGCGAAGGUGAAUCAGACUCAGUGGACUCUCCUGGGUUGGCACCAUUUACCGAGCCAUACAGACCGAUCGUUAACUCAGCUCCAAACUCCCCCACCGUCCAGCUUGAAAAAGCAGACCCCGAGACAAAGAGGAAGAAGGAAAGUAGCACUAGUGGAAAGUCGAAGAAGGUCUCUACUAGAGCAUCGGUUCUUGCGGACAGUUUUCACCAUCUGUCUAAGGCGGUUGAGGCACAGAAGCGCCUAACGGUCAGGCACGGAACUGGUGCAUCGCAGAAGUAUGGCAUUGAGCCAUGUAUGCAACGGCUUAUGGCUAUCCCGAACUUCAUCAGCACCCCACUGUUCCAUUUCGCCUGCACUGCGUUAGAGAACACGGAUUACCGGGAAAUAUUGAUGUGCAUGCCAAGUGAUGAGAAUGUAGUCGGUUGGCUUGCGGUAUUGCAGGUUUCAAAAGGCCUGAGUCAUCAACGAAUAAUGUGGAAAUGUCAAAGUAGCAACUAUAGAAAUUACGAUGAUGUAAUCAUUGAACUCGCAAAGGAGAAGAAGACCUACAAAAAAGCAUAA